GUCAGUAAGACCGGUGUGACACAAUGUGAAGGGCUGUACUCUCUAAACAAAUCAUCAUAUUUUCCUCGAAGGCAUGUUAUACACUUUAGACUGUUGUUCUGGUUUUAUCCUUUGGAGAUAUUGAUAGGAAAACGAUCGACCAUGCGUUCAUUGCUACUUGCCGUGACUUUGUGCAUUUUACCCUGUGUGCUGGGUCAAUGUAACGGCACAAACUGUAAUCUACCAAACUGCAGGUGCUUCGAUGACGUGAACGCACCAGGUAAACUCCAGGCUAGUAGCAUCCCCCAGAUCAUAAUGGUCAACUUUGAGGGUACGAUCACCAAGGUGAAUGUGGCUUUCUACCAGCAGAUCCUGCAGGAGACCAACCCCAAUGGAUGCCCGGUAAAAGGCACUUUCUUUAUCACGGACGAAGGCACCGACUACGCUACUGUGAAGACGCUCUACGACCAAGGCAACGAGUUUGGCAUCUCCUCUAUUAAGGGAACGACGCCUGCGAGCUCGACCGCAUGGAUCAACGAGUUCAAAAAGGUGCAAUCUGCACUGGUACAGGUUGGGUUGAAAUCUGGUGACAUUCAGGGAGUAAGAGUACCCCAGCUUAUCGUAGGAGGAACGGAUCAGUUCAUUGGUAUGGGCAGUAACGGUCUCACGUACGAUUCUUCCUGUGUGAGCGCCGGCUAUUCGGACGCCCCCACUAUGAUUUGGCCGUACACAUACGACUUCGUACCAGGGGUCAAAUGCGAUAUUGGAAAUCCCCCAGAUAUUCCCUUCCCAGGUGUAUGGCAAAUGAUCAUGGCCGACCUACACGAUAUCAACGGGGACAAAUUUCCGUGCGCCGUGCCUUCUGGUUGCCGUAACAUAACCACAAAAAGGGAUGCGUUUGACCUUUUCUUUACAGCUUUCCAGGCUCACUACACUGGCAAGAGGACCCCAUUUAAUAUGGUCAUUGACCCCGCGUUCGCAGCAAAUACAGAUUUAAGGGACGGAACCAUCGAGUUUCUGCAGUAUGUAAGGGCUGCUUUCGGGGACGAUGUAUGGAUAUUACCAAUGACCAAGGCUCUACAGUGGAUUAAAACGCCAGUUCCUUUGUCAGGGGUCAAGACUUUCCAACCCUGGGGCUGUAGUUAAGUCAACGAGAAUUACAUUUCUGAAGUGACCGACACAAACAGCAGGCGCUAAAUGUUGACAAUUGUCAUAAAUCUUGACUAUAAUCGAAAUAAGAGACAUUUCGUUCGUGUUUUCCGUUUUAAAAUGUGAACAUGUUAUUAAAACAGAAUAUACUGUCA
Molecule: messenger RNA, 1283 nt
Organism: Dreissena polymorpha
Lineage: Eukaryota; Metazoa; Mollusca; Bivalvia; Myida; Dreissenidae
Product: chitin deacetylase 7-like
Exons: 9
Coding region: 142-1125 (327 amino acids)
Biological process (GO): carbohydrate metabolic process
Source: RefSeq, a predicted model, not a curated record